UUCAGGAUGAUUUUGUUAUUUAUAUAACUUAUUUUAACUCAAAAACACUGAAUUGAACAUUUUAAAUUAAAAAACCUCCUUGAUCAAGUAGUUUUAAUAAUUUUAGUGACUUAAUUUUAUCAUUUUUAUUUAUACAGUGAAAAUAAAAGUAAAAAGUACUUAAUCAGGAAUGUUUCUGUAACUAAGUUAGUGUAACUUAAAAUUAUUAUUAAACGCUGCUUUAAGAAUCUUUUUGAGUUUAAAAAAUUAAGUUUGUGUGACUUAAAAUGUUCAAAUUUCAACAAAUCACUUAAAAUUACUAAAACUAUUGAUCAAGGAGGUUUAUUUAAUAACUUACAAAAUUUAGUCAGUUUUACUUAAAAUUGUAAAUUUUUUGUUAAAUGAACUCAUCUGGUUUGUAUGGAAGCCUAUUGGUGCCAAUGUGAUGAAACAAAUGAUUCUGUGAGUGAUUAUAAUGAGAAACUUUCUCAAAAUAACGACUUAGUAUCUCAAAAAUAAUGAGAAAGUUAUUGAUUAUAAUGAUAAUAAUAAUAAUGGCACCAAUAGGCUUCCGUAUAUAGCAAUAACAAUAUUUGUGAGUUGUUGUUUCUGUAUAUUUGUGAGAAAACUGACAUUUUAUUGUAUAUAAUGGUUUGUUGUUGUGUAAGAUUGUUCCUCCCGGUGGACCAGAGAGAUACGACUGUAUAUAAUCCAUCGAGGGUCAGAUUGACCUGCUGGGGGCAAAUAAUGAGCCAUGUGACCCCACUGAGCAGGGGCGGAUCUAGAAAACACCUGCCCACCCACAGUUUGGUGUCAAAUUUAACACUUUAAUGUGGAUUAAUUUUAAAAAUAAAAGCAGAAAUUAAUUUAAUGAUCUGUUAUGGUCACAUUUUAGACUUAAGUUCAAGUCAAUUUAUUGAUUUCUAAUGUCGAUAUUUCUAUUCAAUGCUUCACGAAUGUGCCAUAAUAAUGUUUUUAAGUUAAUAUCUUAUCAAAUAUCUUCAUUUGGAGGCUUUUCCAAGCAAAUAUUGAUAUAUAUGAUUGAUUAAAUCAGCUGCAACCCUCUUUACACCCCAUGAAUAUUUCUCUGGAUCCGCCCCUGUUGCCCCCUCGAGGGCACUUUACCAUAGAGGCAUCCAACCAGUGCAGGUAGAGCAGGUAGACAGGUUUGGGUGGAAGAAGCUCAAAAGGAAACACAGGAACAUAACGAGAAGGAUGGACUCACAGCUACAGGUGAGGGGUCACACAGGUGAAACUAAUGGGAGCGGGAAAAUGGCCAAAACUAGGAAGUGACACGAGGAGAGAGGUGAGUUUUUCAAAAUAAAACUGGGUACAAUGUAUAAAAGCUUGAGAGCUACUGAUGAAAACAAACUGCAGGAGGUUGAACCAGUGAGGAUAAAGUGUUCUGCAGAGCUGCCACACUGGUAUUGAUCACACAUUCAUCAAUACAUGAAACCAGAGGACAGAAUAAACUCAUCAUCAGUUGGAUGCAGCUCUGCAGUCGUAGCACCAGGAGGCGUAAACGGGUAAUAUCUAUAUUUAUUCCUCAGCAGUUACUUCCUGUCAGACCUGCAGUGCCUCUGGAGGACGAAGCCUGAAGCACUAAAGUGCUGAAUAACAACAACAUAUGGCCCCACAUCUGUCUGAUCAUCCACAUCUGUCUGAUCAUCCACAUCUGUCUGAUCAUCCACAUCUGUAGGCCUCAAGCUUCACUGUGAAAACACAACGUUCCUCCUGAGGCCAGGUUUCCUCUUUGUGCUCCGCAGUAUCUGAUGUGUUCUUCGGUUUGUGUUUGUCAUGGAAAACUUCUUACUACCGUCCCCACCCACGUCACUGCCACGGAGCCGGAGAGCAUCAAUGAAAAGGUGACGCGCUCCGCAUCGACGUGUGCGCUCCUGCCGCGCUGCCGCACAGCAACCAGGUGCUGAACUCACGGCGGGCAGCCUCUGCUAUGAGCUAACGAUGGGUCGACAGUGGAGGGAGCACGGUGUGUGAUGUCGACGAUCAACCCACCGACACACACUCGACCACAUCCGCAGCGAUGAGCUCCUCCUUUACAAAAUCUGAAUCCACGACCUCCUUACUGAAAUCCUCCUCCUCCUCGGCGGCGGCGGCGGUGAAGAGACCAACACAGCUCCCUGAACGCACCGCGGAGAGCCGGAGGAGUCAGCAUCACCAUCAGCAGCAUCAGCACCAGCAUCAGCACCAGCACCACCACCGUCCCGCCGCACUGCACAGCAGCAGCAGCAGAGCCGAGGAGUCCUUCUGGUCGGCCGAGUGCGACAUCAGUGCGCGGAGACCCCUGUGCCACCCGUCCCUGGUCGGCAGCCCGGACCCCGCCGCGGCCGCCGCCGCCGCCCGGGGCAAGUGUAGGUCACACGCCCCUCACGGACAAGUUCCCGAACCGCAGGAGCCAAACGGGGAGGCGGGCCGGGGUGUGAGGGAGCGCUGCAGGUCCUCCAACAAACCCGCACACCGGCACCACCACCGCAGGAAGCACAACCGGGAGGACCGUCCACCGCCGGCGGCCCCUGAACCCGAGCACCCCCGCCGCUGCCACACGCACUCCCGCCCGGUCCCCAGGGUGCCCUCCCUGUCGGACAGCACCGACGACCGGGCUCCUCUGUGCGAGCCGAGGGAGCUGAAAGGGGCCAGCAGUCCGUCCCCGUCCUCCUGCUCCCUGGUCCCGCUGUCCAGCAGGUCGUCCCGCCGCUCCCGGAGGUCCAGCGCCGCUUCUUCUGCAUCCGACAUCAAUUUACGCACCAUCCUCAACUCCCUGUUCGGACAGAUGGUCCAGGAUGCUGAUAGGAGGUUCAGAGGGGUGCUGUCCUGUGAGCAGAUGGGCCCGGCGGGGUAUCUCGGGCCUUAUCGGGACUCGAUUGUUUCCGUGACACAAAACUACGUUCUCGUGAGCAACAUACUCGGGCAAACCUGUGUCUUCCUGAGUAAAGGCAUGGCCACGUGCAGGCAGGCUGACCGAGAGCUGAGGCCAGAAGAGAUGGACGAGUUGCGGGACGCUUUCAAAGAGUUUGACAAGGACAAGGACGGUUUCAUCAGCUGUAAAGACCUCGGGAACUGUAUGAGAACGAUGGGAUACAUGCCCACUGAGAUGGAGCUGAUCGAACUGAGUCAACAGAUAAACAUGAACUUGGGAGGUCAUGUUGAUUUUGAGGAUUUUGUAGAGUUGAUGGGCCCAAAACUCCUCGCCGAAACCGCAGACAUGAUCGGGAUAAAAGAGUUAAAAGACGCGUUUAGAGAGUUUGACACCAACGGAGACGGUGCCAUCAGCACAUCUGAGCUCCGAGAUGCGAUGAGGAAGUUGUUGGGCCAGCAGGUUGGUCUGAAGGAAGUAGAAGAUAUCCUGAGGGAUGUUGACUUGAAUGGUGACGGACUUGUUGACUUUGAAGAGUUCGUACGAAUGAUGUCUCGCUAACAUCGGGAAAUGAUCGGUCCUGAAUGUGAAGCCGUUGUCCUUCUCUGUACUUGACCAAGUAUAAACAACCGAGGACGGGACGCGCCGAGAUCUCUGAGCCACACGAAUCUGAAUGACACUGGAAUGAAACCUCCUCGAAUGUUAACGGAGCGAGGAGUCACCUCACACUUUCAGUCAAUAAGUGUUCUUCCUGAAAACGUCUCCAACUGAGGCAGAACUUGCUGUAGCCUAGCUGAUGAUUGUCCGACUUAUGUUUUUGCACUUUAAUUCUCACUAAAUAACUUCCUGUGUGGAUAGAUUGCUGGUGUCUUGUCUCAUACUCCACUGUAAAAACCAGAUAAGUUCAUUUAACAAAAAAAAACAGUUUAAACUGAUUACAUUUAACAUUUUAAGUUGAACCAACAUUCUUGAUCAGGUGGCUUCAGUAAUUUUAAGUUAUACUGAUUUAAUUUUGUAAGUACUUAAUCAGGAAUGUUUCUGUAACUAAGUUGGUUUAACUUAAAAUUUCUAGUAAAAGCUGCUGACUCAAUAAUAUUUCUUAAGUUAAAAAAAUUUAGUUAGUUUUACUUAAAAGUUUCGAUGUAAACUGUUUCUAAAACUGUAAUAACUUAUCGCCCACUGUUAAACCAGAUAAGCUCGUUUAAAUCAAAAAAACAUUGAAACUGAUCACAUUGAAAAUUUUAAGUAGAACCAACUACAUUUUUUAAGUUCUAAAAACAUCCUUGUUCAAGUAACUUUAGUCAUUUUAAGUGACACUGACUUAAUGAUUUCGUACAGUUAAAAAAAAAACAUAGUUAAAAGUACUUAUUCAGGAAUGUUUCUGUAACAUAAAAAACUAAUUUGGUUUCACUUAAAAUUACUAUUGAAAGCUGCUUAAUCAAUAUUUCUUAACUUAAAAUGUUUUUGUUGGUUUUAUUUCAAAUUUCCGAUGUAUUCCCGUUAAUUUAACUAAAAAUAUUGUUGAAACUGUCAAUUUUAAGUAGAACCGAUUUAAUUUUGUAAGUUCAAAGAACAUCUUUGAUCAAGUAACUUUAGUAGUUUUAAGUGGCAUUGACUUAAUUUUGUAAUUUUUAUUUGUACAGUGAAAACUUAAAUUUGUCACUUAAAUUUACUAGUAAAAUCUGCUUAAUCAAGAAUGUUUGUGUUACUUAAAACGUUCGUUAUAACCAGUUUAAACUUUUUUUUUUUUUUAAAUAACUUAUUGGAUUAAAAUGUCUACAUGGUAAAAAAAAGAAAAGAAAAAGUCGCCUUUGAUGUAACAGAGUCGGGAUGAGAGACUUCCUGUAUCAGUGUUUCAGUACGUUUCCACACAGUUGGUGUUAUAAUAGAAAUUGUUCGUCCUUCGUGUGACAUUGGUGCUCCGCCCAGGAACCUGUGUGGCAAUAUAACACCUGUAAUGUAACUGUGUGACCAUCUGUGAUUCUUCACUGUGCCGGUCCAGUCUUAUAAAAGCAUCACUGUCUGACUCGCAAUGAAGAGACGCAGCAGAACUCUGAAAUAUACGUUUGUGUCUGUGUUAUUGUCUGCAGGUUGACAGCAACUGAAACAGUAUUUAAAGCCUCCUGUAAGCUGUGUGUGCAGACUGUCUUUAAAGGUCCAGUGUGUAACAUUUAGGAGGAUCUAUUGUCAGUAAUGUAAUAUAAUAUUCAUAGGUAUGUUUUCAUUGGUGUGUGAUCACCUGAAUAUGGGAAUAUUUGUGUUUUUGUUCCCUUAUGAUGAGCUGGUUUUAUAGUUAGAAAGGUUCAACCGGCCAACAAAGGUAAACUGCAGUGACUACGUUCUUGUUCUGUGAACUUAAUAUUCUCUAGUUUUAAAUUAAACAUUAUUUCUUUAAGCCGUCUAGUAUGAAACGGGACAACUGACCUUUUUCUAGUUAAAGUCAACAACAAACAGAAAUCAGAGAUCUGUUUGCUUCAUCGUAUUUAUGUAUUUCCUGUAAAAACAAGCAGUUAUAGGAUAGCACGCAUCACAUUGUUGUUUUACAGGAAGAUAAAAUGAUUGAAUUUUGAUAUAAAAAUACAAAGAAAUUGAGUUUUUGUACAUUUGUUAGCAUAAAUUGUUAAAUUAGGAAACAAUAUAACUGAGAAUGUGAUCUUGAAGGAUUAAAAUAACAAUUUUAAUUUCACCUGUACUUAGGAUAAGGCGUCGAGCAAUCAAGGUAGUAAAAGCAAUAACAUUACACGUCCCUGUGGGUCCCAACAAACCUCCAAACAGAGCUGUAUUCAGUUAGUUGCCAUCUGCAACUUCACCACUAGAUGUCACUAAAUCCUGCACACUGGUCCUUUAAGCUUCAGGUCUGAGAUCAUUCAGUAGGAAUAACUCAUGCGGACUGUAUUUACAGGGGAUGUGAUCACCUGUACUGUACGUCGGUGUCGAUAUGAUUGUAGUUGUGGUAACGUUCCACACAUCUGUGUUGUCGAAGCAAUUUUUAUGCAUGCCAAAGAGAGAAAUUUAUUAUUGAAUUCAGUAUGCACAUUUGCAUUUUUUUUUGUCUAACAAAGUGAACAAAAUAUUUCGCCAAGUUGACUGUAGAAAAAUAAAAAAGGUGUUUACAUUUGA
Molecule: messenger RNA, 5971 nt
Organism: Dicentrarchus labrax (European seabass)
Lineage: Eukaryota; Metazoa; Chordata; Actinopteri; Moronidae
Gene: cabp1a
Product: calcium binding protein 1a
Exons: 9
Coding region: 2021-3412 (463 amino acids)
Molecular function (GO): calcium ion binding
Source: RefSeq, a predicted model, not a curated record